AUGACAAGUUCUUCGGCAACUGGUGGUGGCGGCAUGCCCACUGCACCUCAAAGGGUGGUGGUGAUCCAGGACGCAUCAAAAGAUUUAAGUUCCAGCGCAAUCAAAUGGGCCAUUGAUGGUCUUUCCCUUAAACUCGGGGAUGAACUCACUCUCCUUGGAGUUCUUCACCAUGUUAACACCCCUAGUACGUUAUUUUUCCUGCGAGCUAGGAAAUUAAGUAAAAACCCACAAGCUUUUCUUUUAAGAUCAAAAGAAAAACAAGACUCUGUGGGCUACAGAAGCAAGAUAGAUUCCAACUCUGUGUUGGCGACAAACACUAGGAUCAUCAGCGAGGAAGUUGCAAGGAAGGAGGAAGAAUACCAGAGAAGUGCAGAGUUAUUGCCCAUCCGUGAGCUAUUUGAAUCCAAGAAGAUUGCAUUCAACAUAAGUGUUGUUGCGGCAUCUUCACCGAAAGUAGCUGCCCUUGAAGCUGUCAGUAAGCUGAAGGCAACGUGGAUAAUUCUUGACAGGCAGAUGAAAAAAGACAAGAAUUUUUUCUUGGAAAGGUUACCUUGUGGCAUCUCCAGAAUGAAACGUAACAAUAGUGUAGAACACCUCAGAGAGCCAAGAUUGCACCGAAGAAAUGACGAGUUCUCAGAGGCAAAUGUGGGGAACCCCAUAAGGUACAAUGAGAUGCUACCAGGACAAGAGAUAAAAUCAGGUACUACUGAAAUGGUGCUAGAAUUUCCUGAUGAUGGAGAUCUUUUCAGUUUGGAGCUGACCGCAAUAAGUUCUAGGCUGUCUGAGAAAAAGCACACUUCCAUCCAUCUUCAAGAAGAUGACUACAUAAGCAUUCAAGUAGCAGCUGAAGAUAAAGGUUCAAUGACUUCAAAAAUGCCGCUAACACAAAAUGAUGAAAACAAGAGUCAGGAGUUUGGAGCAAUGAACCAAAUAUUGGAGGGAGAAAAAGCAUAUCCUGGUUGUAAAGUGUGUGGCAUAGAAAGACCAAAAGCAGCAUCUUUAAGGGAAUUCACUUACACUGAGCUGUGUACUGCAACAAAGGGAUUUUGCCAGGAAAAUUUUCUGUCUGAAGGAGGAUUUGGGUCUGUCUUCAGAGGAGAACUUGAUAGUGGGCAAUGGAUUGCUGUCAAGCAAUAUAAACAUGCAAGUUCACAAGGAGAGCGAGAAUUUCGGUCAGAGGUUCAUCUUCUAGGACAACUAAGACACAAGUAUGUGGUCAUGCUACUUGGUUCAUGCUCAGAAAGAAAUCACAGGUUGCUUGUCUAUGAGUAUGUCUGCAAUGGUUCAUUGGAACAACAUUUGUCAAAAAACAGUUCAUCCCUUUUGACUUGGGGACAAAGGCUGAAGAUAGCUAUUGGAGUUGCAAAAGGUUUGAACUAUCUGCACCAGAACAAUAUAAUCCAUAGAGAUAUGAGGCCCAACAACAUCCUCCUAACACAUGAAUAUGAAGCUAUGUUGGGAGAUUUUGGGCUUUCAAGAAAGCAACGAAAUGAGUCUGUUCUUGUGUCUGAAAACAAGGUAGUAGGUACUAUUGGAUACUUGGCACCAGAAUACACAGAACGUGGCAGACUAUCAACUAAAUCUGAUGUUUAUUCAUUUGGAGUGGUUUUGCUUGAGUUAAUCACAGGUCGGACAACAAUGGACAACAAUUUAGAAAACAAAGGUCUUGUUGGAUGGGCAAGACCACUUCUGCAUGAGAGGAACUACCCUGAACUGAUUGAUGAAAGGAUUCUUGAUUGCCAUGACUUGUACCAACUAUUUUGGAUGAUAACCGUGAUUGAGCAAUGUCUUAUAAGGGACCCUGAUAAAAGGCCAUCGAUGGAAAAGGUGGUACACAUCCUAAAAUGCAUGAUAGAUGGGGAGGCAAUUGAUGUCAGUGAGACUUUCUCCCCUGCUCACUCUUCAGCUAAUAGUUUGCCAAGCGAAAAUGUUUCACAGGAUGAGCAAGAAUUUGAAUGGCAAGAGAAGACAAGCGAUGGCAUACUAUCAACUAAUAUAUCUCAAACCAGUGAACCAUUUUCAACAGUGCCAAGUUCCGAAAGUUCAACAAGAUCAAGAAGUUUCUGGAACAUAAUGGUAAAUCCUCAAGGCACAAAAAUAUAUUACGAUGAGAUGCUCACUUAGAAACAGUGUAUAAAGUUAGUGCUCAUACAUCCGCAAGUUCCAAUGGGUAGUAAAAUGAUGUAGCCAGUGCACCAUAAAUGGCAUUCUCUUUCAUGGCUCAUAAACAGGAUAGACAUGAAUCGAACCCCCCGUAGACAUAUCACAAGCAUGCAUAGAAUGGACAGUUAAAUGUAGUCAGUGCACCGUAGAUGGCAUUCUCUUUCACGGCUCAUGAACAGGAGGCAUAUGCACCGAACCCCACAUAGACAUAUCACAAGUAUGUAUAGACUGAACUGAUCUGAGCAAGAAAUCCAUGAAAGCUAUUGCGAAGUGGACAUACAAGCAAAUAAAUGGCAUAAUAACCUCUAACGGGUGAUCAGAAGCUCAGAAAACUGCUACCGUCAAAGAUUUGAAGAAGAUAAAUGGGGCUCACACCAGAAAAUGAGGUUUGUUGCUUACUCAAAAGAAUUGAAAAUCAAUUAAAUUCAUUCAAAAUCCAUGGUUAAUGUAUAGACUACUCAACUGAUCUAAGCAAGAAAUAGAUGAAAGCCCAGACAACCGCUACCGUCAAAGAUAUGAAGUA
Molecule: messenger RNA, 2686 nt
Organism: Zingiber officinale
Lineage: Eukaryota; Viridiplantae; Streptophyta; Magnoliopsida; Zingiberales; Zingiberaceae
Product: proline-rich receptor-like protein kinase PERK12
Exons: 9
Coding region: 1-2124 (707 amino acids)
Biological process (GO): protein phosphorylation
Cellular component (GO): plasma membrane
Molecular function (GO): ATP binding; protein kinase activity
Source: RefSeq, a predicted model, not a curated record